Annulohypoxylon maeteangense is the source of this 4351-nucleotide messenger RNA. RefSeq names its product P-loop containing nucleoside triphosphate hydrolase protein. The transcript has 4 exons. The record is from RefSeq and is a predicted model, not a curated record. Bases 56 to 4255 code for a protein of 1399 amino acids. Lineage: Eukaryota; Fungi; Ascomycota; Sordariomycetes; Xylariales; Hypoxylaceae. Gene Ontology annotation, molecular function: RNA binding; ATP binding; protein binding. Gene Ontology annotation, cellular component: intracellular anatomical structure.
CAUGAGAUAAUUCCAGGUAAGGUCUAUUGAAUAGAAUCGCAAAUGGAUUAUUAUCAUGGUGAAGAAAGGCAAGGAGAAGGCCACAGCGGCGCCCCCGGCUGCUGCUGUGGCCGCUAAAUCAUCAAAGAAAUCAGCAUCAUCUAAAGCCGGCAAAAAUACCGUCGCCACACAACCAAACGAUGACUUCAUAGUCUUCACAAAUUCUACCAAGGAUACUAAACCUAAGAAAGGAGGAGGUCAGGGUGGCUCUUCAAGUGCCGGAGGAAAUAUCCCAGGAUCGGGCGAUGCGGGGUCAGCAGAAGCUUCGGGUCCCCCGAAACCAACGGUCAAGCAAAUCAUCGGAGGAGCAAGUUGGACUGGGAAACUUCCCGUAAACCUGCUAUCAGAGCAUUGCCAGAGGCAGAAGUGGGACAAGCCCGACUACCAACCUAUAAGAAAUUCCGAGGGCUUUUCGUACUUUGUCCAGCUCAGUGCUAAGAAUCCAAAGACUAAGGAGGCACAGAAGAUUCCUCCUUUUAAGUUGUCACCUGAUAAUAAGCACCUCGUGACAAGAGAGACCGCUUUAGAAGCUAAGCAUGCUGCAGCUACCUAUGGCCUAUUCAGGGUCUGUAGCAUGAAGAACAUUCAUACCACGCUUCCUCCGGAUUAUAGGUCGUUAUGGAAGAAAUUCGAAGAGUUGAAGAAGGAAGACGUGAAGAAGGGUAACGCGUGGAUGUACGAUGCGGAUCCCUUCGCUACUAUGAAACAGCGAGAAGAUGACAAGGCCGCUGCUGAGAAGAAGCGAAAGGAACAGGAGGCGAUCAAGGAAAAGGCGAGGAAUAUGCCAGGUGCGGAAGGUCUAGUUCUUCGAAGCAAUGCUUCCUCUUCGGGGGGCGGUGGUACAAAUCCCAUGAAGGGAUGGACUACCGUCCCCAAGAUCGAAAUGGGCCGAAAAACACGAUCUCAGUUAGAAGAUCUACUACGACGAGAGGUUAUAUGGAACCCUCACGGGGUUAAGAUGUCUGAACCUCAGAAAGAAGCUAUUAUCGAGGAACUCGCAAAUUCUGGCUUUCGAAAAAGCCACGUGGAGGAAGCGGUCGACGAAUGCAAGGAUAGAGAGGAGACGUUGGAGUGGUUGCUUAUACAUGUGCCUGAGGACGAUCUCCCCAGAUGGGCAUUACCGGGGAGCUAUAGCGCUGGUGUUUCGGUCGCCGCCACACAAGACCUGAAGCGCGAGGCCGCGGUAAAGCGCUUGUCGCAAUCGGGUUACUCGGCCGAAUUAUGCAGGAAACUCUAUGACGAGAAAGGUGCAGAUGAAGGCAUCGCCGCUGAGGCAUUACAGCAUUUCCUGCUUUCGAGUGGUAAUGACGCCGCAUUGAUAAAUGCUGCUGCUGGGGAUCCCUUUAUAUCAGGCACACCGGAGGAAUGUUGGGACGAUGAGAUGGAGAGCCUUUCAUCCGUUUUUGGUGAGAACUUCAAACGAAUAUCUGACAAUGUCUGCGAAAUACGGAUCGAGGCAGUUAAAAACGGCCCUAAGAAGGACGUUGAAACGUUUGCCCAGUUUCGAAAGACACCACGAUAUCCGACCGAAGUCAUUGUGGCCAUUGUGGCAGAUCUACCCUCUUACAUCAAGCUCAGCGUUGUCAAGAAGACGCUUGCUUAUCUUACCGAAUCACUGAGUGAAGAGCCGAUGAAGAUCUACUUUGCUGUUGAUUGGGUCCAGCAAAACAUCAACUCAAUCAUUGAAAACCCCGGGAAGCUUAGGGACAUAUCAGGGGUUGCAUCCACUGCAGCAGAAACUCGCUACGUUAUCCCAAUAGGCCGAAAAUCUUCGAAACACCCGAAGCCGUUAUCGUGGACUAUUGAUAUACGCAGUAGGGAAGAAUGGCAGAAAAGGCAAGACAACCCUGCAUUAAAGCAGAUGUUGGCCCAACGCCAAAAGUUACCUGCCUGGCAAACGAAAGACUUGGUAGUGGACACAGUCUCACAGAAUCAGGUCACUAUCAUUGCUGGCGAAACGGGGUCUGGAAAGUCUACACAAUCAGUUCAAUUCAUACUUGACGAUCUAUAUAGCAAAGGGUUCGGGAACGCUGCUAGUAUUAUUUGUACGCAACCACGCAGGAUAUCGGCUCUCGGUCUCGCAGACAGAGUGAGCGAUGAACGCUGUUCAAGACUUGGUCAAGAAGUUGGUUACACUAUCCGCGGCGAGAACAAGACAGGUCCCCAAACUAAAAUCACUUUCGUGACUACCGGUGUACUUCUGAGACGUUUACAAACUUCCGGCGGGCGAACCGAGGAUGUCGUUGCCUCAUUAGCCGACGUCAGCCAUGUAGUUAUUGAUGAAGUUCACGAGCGAAGUUUAGAUACGGAUUUCCUUCUCAGUAUCAUUCGCGACGUCCUGAAACGAAGGAAAGAUCUCAAGCUUGUGCUCAUGAGUGCUACCCUUGAUGCUGCUACAUUCAGAGGCUACUUUGCUUCCGAGGGACUUAGUGUUGGGUUAGUCGAGAUUGCUGGAAGGACAUUUCCCGUUGAGGAUUAUUACCUUGAUGAUAUUAUCCGGAUGACGGGCUUCACCCCAGACACUGGCAGAUACCGCGAUCGCGAUGAGGGAAUGUUCGAUACGACGAAUUCAGCAGAUCAAGGUUAUGGCGAUAGAGGCGCGCAAGAUCCCAUUAACAAGACUAUACAGAGAUUGGGUUCGCGAAUCAACUAUUCUCUUAUUGUUGAAACAGCGAAAGCUAUCGAUGCAGACUUAUACAAAGAAAAGGGAGGAAUUCUAAUAUUUUUACCAGGUGUUGCAGAGAUCAACCGGACUGUUAAUCAACUAAAGAAUGUGUCAUCCCUACAUGUUCUGCCUCUCCAUGCCUCUCUCGAUACGCGCGAACAACGAAGAGUGUUCACGAGUGCUCCUCCUGGAAUGCGGAAAGUGGUGGUUGCGACAAACGUGGCGGAGACUUCAAUCACGAUUGAUGACAUCGUUGCCGUCAUCGAUACAGGCAAAGUUAAGGAGACUAGCUUUGAUCCCCAGAAUAACAUGCGCAAACUUGAAGAGACAUGGGCUUCGCUUGCUGCUUGUAAACAGCGCCGAGGACGUGCUGGUCGAGUACAAGCUGGAAAAUGUUAUAAAUUGUACACCCAGAACCUUGAGCAGCGCAUGGCAGAACGUCCGGAGCCUGAGAUUCGUCGUGUUCCUCUUGAGCAGCUUUGCUUAUCCGUACGAGCUAUGGGGACUAAAGAUAUAGGCGGAUUCUUAGGAAGGACACCAACUCCACCUGCUAUUUCUGCUGUCGAGAAUGCCGUCAAGAUGCUACAGCGGAUGGGCGCACUCGACGGGGAGGAAUUGACAGCACUUGGUCAACAACUAGCUAUGAUCCCUGCAGAUCUACGUUGUGGAAAACUUAUGAUUUAUGGCGCCAUCUUUGGGUGCCUUGAAGAAAGCAUCUCUAUCGCUUCUAUCUUAAGCACCAGAAGCCCGUUUGUUUCGCCACCAGAGAAGCGCGUCGAGGCUAAAGCGGCUCGUAUGAAGUUCUCUAGGGGUGACGGCGACCUCCUUACCGACCUAAGAGCUUACCAGCAAUGGAGCGAGAUGAUGGACCAGGGAAUGCCACAGCGACAACUACGUCAGUUCUGCGAUGAAAACUUCCUCUUAUACCAAACCCUCUCCGAUAUUUCUGCCACGCGAACCCAGUACUACUCCUCGCUUGCCGAGAUCGGCAUCCGCGAUACCCGGCCCCCAGGAACCCAAGCGUCAACGUCUCUCGUCCGAGCCCUCACGGCCUCGGCGUUCACCCCACAGAUCGCACGCAUCCAGUUCCCGGACAAGAAGUUCGCGACCUCGAUGUCGGGCGCUGUGGAGCUGGACCCCGAGGCCAGAACUAUCAGAUACUUUACGCAGGAGAACGGCCGCGUUUUUAUACACCCCGCUAGCUCGCUUCAUGAUAAUCAGGGUUUCUCGGGUAAUGCGGUGUUCUUGUCGUAUUUCAAUAUGAUGGCGACGAGUAAGAUAUUUAUUCGGGAUCUUACGCCGUUUAACGCCUUUACGCUUCUCUUGUUCUCGGGCGCUAUUGAGCUAGAUACUCUCGGGAGGGGCUUGGUUGUUGACGGUUGGUUGAGGUUACGGGGAUGGGCAAGAAUCGGGGUCUUGGUCUCGAGACUCAGGGGCAUGGUGGACAACAUCAUCGCGAUGAAAGUCAACGACCCACACGCAAACGUACACGAUAACGAGGUGGUUAAAAUGGUGGCGAAACUCAUAGAACUAGAUGGCCUGGAUGCUUGAUCGCUUACGCUGCUGUCGACUCUGGGGUUUCGAAUGAUAGACUUUUUAAGAUCUAGAUUGGCUUUUCUUCUCUCUUUAACGACUCUUCCUUAACUC